AUGAUCUGUGCAUUGAGUCUCGUGCUUGUUUUGGCAGUCUCCUUUGGAGAGAUGGCCGAAGUCACCGACCUGACCGAGGAAGUGCUCCCAGUUGUUAAUGGAAUAUAUAAUCAAUUGGAUAGAGACAAAAUCCUGGCUCGACAUAACCAGUUCCGUAGUGAAGUACAGCCAUCUGCUGCAAACAUGGUAGCUCUGCGAUGGAGCCAUGACCUUGCAGGUGUUGCGCAGAGGGUGGCUAACCGAUGCGACUUCGGCUUUAACUUCCGAAGACUGGUAACAAGAUUUAGUAGUGUAGGCCAGAACAUCGCCCGGGUGUACGCCGGCACUCUUGAUUCUAUAAUGGAUUCGUGGAAUAACGAGAAGGCUGAUUAUGACUUCGAAACCAACACCUGUUCCGCAUUCUGUGCCCACUACACUCAGAUGGUGUGGGCUACAACCUCUUUCAUUGGAUGUGGCAGGGCUGCAUGUCCACCGCAUUCUAACACGUACAUCAUCUGUAAUUACGGACCCGGUGGUGACGAAACCCAACGCCCAUACGAAUCAGGUUUGCCCUGUUCUAGUUGCCCUGAUAGUGAAGGAGUUACAUAUAGCUGCGAGAAUAAUCUUUGCACCUUGGGCUAAGGGCUUGGCAACGCUGACAUGACAACGAGAUUGGACUGAACUACCCAACUACAACACGUCCAAUGGACCUGAUUACAUUUUUUGAGUUUUACUUCUACUCAUCUUUACUUCGCAACCCAUAAUUCGGAAUAGUGGGAAUCGUAUAAA
Messenger RNA from Strongylocentrotus purpuratus (purple sea urchin), 768 nucleotides. RefSeq names its product glioma pathogenesis-related protein 1-like. The record is from RefSeq and is a predicted model, not a curated record. The transcript has 5 exons. NCBI's taxonomy places the organism in Eukaryota, Metazoa, Echinodermata, Echinoidea, Camarodonta, Strongylocentrotidae. Bases 1 to 621 code for a protein of 206 amino acids.